Phascolarctos cinereus (koala) is the source of this 2118-nucleotide messenger RNA. RefSeq names its product Scm polycomb group protein like 4 (gene SCML4). Gene Ontology annotation, cellular component: nucleus. Gene Ontology annotation, biological process: negative regulation of DNA-templated transcription. Gene Ontology annotation, molecular function: chromatin binding; histone binding. The record is from RefSeq and is a predicted model, not a curated record. Lineage: Eukaryota; Metazoa; Chordata; Mammalia; Diprotodontia; Phascolarctidae.
UGCUGAAUGCAUUAGUCUAAUGAGAUGUUUGCAGCUGGAGAGCUGAGCUGCAGGAGACGUACAGUGUCGCCACUAAGAGACAGGGAGAAGAUGGCUUGCGCGAUAGUCCAUGUGCGUGUCCUGAAAGUCCUCUGUCCUCUGGGUCAACACUCUGGGUCCCGAUAAAGAAACUGAUCAGAGUUCUAAAAUAAAGUAAUAGAUAAUGAAGUUGAAGCUUGGAGAGUUGAAAUGAUUUACCCAGGGUCACACAACUAGAAAAGUGUAGAAGGCAGGAUUCAAGCCCAAGUCUUCCUGACACCAAGGCCAGUGCUCUAUUCCUUAUACCAGAUUGCCUCUCUAAAGCACCAACUCUGCAUAUAAAUAACCUGUCAUCACUGCUUACAAGACUGGUAAUGGCUGAAAUGCAGUCUCCAAGGAUAGCAGGGAGAAAACGAGGCAGACCUCCACUUCACUCGGCACCAAUGAAAAUGGCAGUCCACAACCUUUACUCUUCUUCUGCCUGUUCCUUACCAGUUGUGAAGAUCCCGAAGAAGAGAGGCCGGAAACCUGGGCACAAGCUGAAGUCUCGUGUUCUAAUGACUCCUUUAGCAAUCUCUCCUCCGAGGAGCACACCGGAGCCAGAUGUCAGCUCCAUCCCCCAGGAUGCAGCCACCAUACCCAGCUCCGCAGCAGCAGCUCAGGGGCUCACAGUUUGCAUUUAUGUCAACAAACAAGCCAACUUGGGGCCAUACCUGGAGAGGAAGAAGGUACAACAGCUCCCGGAGCACUUUGGGCCUGAGAGGCCCUCAGCAGUCUUGCAGCAAGCGGUUCAGGCAUUCAUUGAUUGUGCACUCCAGCAAAAGACAGUCUUCUCCCUGGUCAAGCAGGGAUAUGGUGGUGAGAUGAUGUCUGCCAAAACUGUCAUCUCGGAAGAUUACCUGGCGGACCCUGUGGGUAUGAAGCGCUACAGUAUGGACCCCUCCAAUUCAGCCUUCAAUUGCACAGGCUCUUCCUCUUCCUCCUCCUUGUACUCUGGGAGGCUGAGCUCUGGAGAAGGAUGCCUUGGGAGAGGCCUCACUACUUCCUCCUGCAGUCAUCGUUCUGGCCCCGUGUCCUCCAGUGGCCCCUCAACUGUUGGUCUAAGGCACCAGGCAUCCAGCUUCCUGAGGAAUGGCACUUAUUCAGAAGGAAACAAAAGUGCCUCAAGCCCUUCUCCAGAUGGACAAGAUGCAGCCCGACCUACCAGCAAGAAUCCCUCCACCUGGACUGUGGAAGAUGUAGUCUGGUUUGUGAAAGAUGCUGACCCUCAGGCCUUAGGACCUCAUGUGGAGCUUUUCAGAAAACAUGAAAUUGAUGGCAAUGCAUUGUUACUGCUAAAGAGUGACAUGGUGAUGAAAUACCUGGGCUUGAAACUAGGGCCAGCACUGAAACUUUGCUACCACAUCGAUAAACUCAAGCAGUCCAAGUUCUGAGAUUCUCUAGAACAUAGAAGCCAGAUGCUGACAUCAUGUACAAGGGUAGAUUUUAAGGUAAUUUGCUGCCUUACCAACGUACAACUCCAACCACAAAAUUAUUUUCUCCUUAAAAAAACGAAAACAAAAAACAAAGACUUUGGGUUUUUUUUUUACAUUUGUACAUCUUUUUUGUUAAAAAAAAUCGAGUAUAGCCUUUUAAAGAGGCUGCUUCGUGUUGACAAGUUCAAAAAAAAAAAGGUACAAAAAUCUUAACAAUUAUUUUAACAUUCCUAAUAUGAUUGUUGUUCUUAAAGUAGGCCUUAUUUUAGUAACCCCAAAGUGAGAACACUGCAUGUGAUAGCCCUCUGAGAUAUCUUGGGAGUUACAAAGACAAGAGACAACCUUGGCAGACUCUGGGAGGUGAGGUAUUAAUCCCUGGUUUAUUACAAAGUGUUGCCAUUCAUUCCAAACAGUGCCAAUAGCACUGCCCAGUGUUACGUACAAUACCUAGGACAUUUCCAGUACUGAUAGGCUUGGUUCAGCUCUCAGAGAUAUCUCCUGAGAAUGACUUCUUUGUCUUGCACUAUCUGGAAAACUUGAAUUCUUUGCUUUCCAAAAAAAAUAAAAAAGAGAGCAGAGAGGAGAGGAGAGGAAAGAAGAGAAGAGGGGAGAGGAGAGAAGAGAG